Messenger RNA from Hymenoscyphus albidus, 1560 nucleotides. The record is from the annotation of a GenBank genome assembly. Lineage: Eukaryota; Fungi; Ascomycota; Leotiomycetes; Helotiales; Helotiaceae.
AUGGCCAUCGAGCAGUUUCGGCUCUAUCUAGACUCGUAUCGUUAUCGUGGCGUUGGGGAGAUCACCAGACCGUUCAGUUAUAAUAUUUUCGGAUUUUACAAAAAGGCAGCGGUGGGCCGUCAUACUUGUCUUUGAAAUUAGUCCGCUGAAAGCAACUUCUGGGGUGAUUUUCACAGAUAGCUGGUAUGCUUGACUCCAGUCUUUCUUCGCAAAGUAACGAUUCUAACUUGACGAAUAGAUAUGCGGUCCACAAGCUUCCUCUUACCAGCUCUCGCGGUUGUCUGUCAUGGUGCAGCCUUACCAUUUCAUGUUCGCGAUGUCAUCGAAGCGAGAGAACCACAAAUACUAGAACCGAGUCCCACUCGAACCGUGAUUGUCGGUCCAACACCUCCAUCAUGGCCAUGGACCCUACCUCCCCAUCCCCAUCCAACAUGGCCACCAAAGCCGCCCAAACCUUCAUCGAAAUCGUCAUCCACCAAACAAGAGCCCACAACAUGGUUGACAUAUACCUAUCCUGCUUGUCCCCAACCAACGCAAUCGACACCUGUCUUGACAGUACCAAUUGAUAAGCGAGAGCCUCAGACUCUUGGAUGGCCAACUCGAAGCGCCUCCGUUCCAGUAGCAUCACCAACCAAAGCCUGCAUCUCACAGCCGUACGUCACACCAAGUCGAUCAACCAGCUGGGGUGGGCCAGGUACGACACGCACGAUUCCCGUGAUCACAGUACCUAUUUCAGACUUUGCCCCUGUUCCGACCAUUCUAGCAGAAGCUCGAGAGUAUACGCGAACGAUUCAGUGGGAAGGUGCAGAUACCACUCGUGGAAUCCCAGCUAUGACGGUCCCCAUCACGGCUCGAAACGUGGAAUAUACGCGAUCAGUUGAUUGGCAGGGGGCGGGGACAAUACGUACAGUUCCCGUUUUCACGGUGCCGAUUGAGAAGAGACAGAUACUUGGGGAACCGACUCGUACUGUUAUUGUUGGUCCUACGCCUGACCCGCCUGCUCCACCGACGACGAAACCAUCGCAUACUAAGACAACUUCGAAGUCUACCGUCAAGCCUUCUCAUACUAAAACGACGAGUAAACCGACAAGUAAGCCGACGAGUAAACCAACGAGUAAAUCAACAGUCAAACCGACAAGUAAAUCAACAAGUGCAACCACGAGCAAAUCCACAAGCGCAGCGACGAGCAAACCAACAACAAGCACUUCCUCCGAGCACCGUCCUAUAUCAACCGAACCACAUCCACCUCAAACAACACACUUUGAUGUCAACGAGGAAGACGAGACAAACCAGAAACGUCAAGAAAUCGGUAUCCCAGGAUACACCAUCGUCUGGCCAUCCAAUAUUCCCCGUCCAACCAACAUUCCCAUGAUGACUGUGCCCCUGAACAACAAAAGACAAGAGUUUCCUACUGGUAGCUGUCUAACCAGGACUGCUAUUACUUGGGGUGAUUCUCCACCAGGAGCUACCGAUUUGCCGCCUAUUGAGGUUCCUCCUCUUGAUCUUCCGCCGGUUGAUGUGCCGCCGGUUGAGACGGGUGUUCCGGGGGAGGAGCGUUGA